Messenger RNA from Acanthisitta chloris (rifleman), 765 nucleotides. RefSeq names its product transmembrane protein 182-like. The record is from RefSeq and is a predicted model, not a curated record. Gene Ontology annotation, cellular component: membrane. Bases 1 to 765 code for a protein of 254 amino acids. The transcript has 6 exons. Lineage: Eukaryota; Metazoa; Chordata; Aves; Passeriformes; Acanthisittidae.
AUGAAGAGGGACAUCAUUGCUGUAUGCAGCUUCCUCAGGAGGCUGGCCCGGGCAGCCGGGAUCCUCGGCGGGGCUGGAGUGCUGCUCUUCCUCGGCGCCUUCGGCACAGAUUAUUGGCUCCUGGCUACAGAGACCUGUGGGGUCUCCGAGUAUGAGAACAGCACUCUGAGGACUGGGGAGGCUGAGACACCAGCAGAGGUCAGGAAGGAGAUCCUUACUUUCCAUCACGAGGGUUUCUUCUGGAGGUGCUGGUUCUUUGGUGAGGGCCACCCAGAGAGCAUCUGGACCUUCUGGUACACCAGCCAAGCACACCCCAAGUUCUGCAUGCAUGGCUACCUCUUCCCCAUGCCCAUUGCACUUGGACCUUUCCCACAUCCCUCCUAUGACACAACAGCAGUGUACAGAGGCUUCUGGACAGCCUUCAUCCUGCUGGCCGUGGCUGCUGGUCUGGUGGGAGGGCUGCUGCUGGUCUGUGGUGUCCCCUUUGUCAGCCCACACUCCUACAAGGUUGGAGGUGGAUUCCUCCUGGUCUCAGGAGGUUUAUUUCUCUUGCUGGUAUUUCUCUUUGUGAUGUGGAAGGAGUUUGCUGCUGACUUUCAGAAGUACAUCCUUCUGGAGAGGAGUGAGAAGUGCAUGGAGGAUGUCCCUGUGCAUGUGUACUAUGGCUGGUCGUUCAUGUUUGCUGCAGCAGGAGUGCCCCUGGUUCUGCUUUCUGGACUCCUCUUCUUCCUGGUUGGCAGAGACAUUCUGAAGUCCUUGGAGUAA